Tilletiaria anomala UBC 951 is the source of this 831-nucleotide messenger RNA. RefSeq lists its product as uncharacterized. The record is from RefSeq and is a predicted model, not a curated record. Bases 88 to 831 code for a protein of 247 amino acids. NCBI's taxonomy places the organism in Eukaryota, Fungi, Basidiomycota, Exobasidiomycetes, Georgefischeriales, Tilletiariaceae. The transcript has 2 exons.
AAGCUCGGUUGAAUUCUGUCGCUCCCCUUUCCCAACGAGGCACAGCUCGCCCGCUCUUCCGCUCCGAAGGAAGCCGCUGCAAGCAUUAUGACCGCGCUGCGAUUCUUCCUCGGUGACCGUUCGGCCAGCUAUACGUCAGCCAAACCGAAUAGACACAACUUCACAUCCAAUCUGCGUGCAGGAAGGAAGAAUGCAGUUGAAGGGGGCGGUGAGCAUGACGUCGGCCAAUUCCCCCUCGCCAUACCCUCCUCUUUGCCGCCAUCGACAUCUGUGUUCGAGUGUGUGGCUCUUCUGCUCCUGGGCCGCGCUGCCAGUCAUCCAUACACCGCGACGUUUUUGAUCGACAAAGUGAUUGAAGAGGAGGAGGAAAGGGAAGAGGAGGAAAGGGAAGAGGAGGAAAUCGCAUGGCUCGAUGUAACGGGCUCAGAGCGGCCGUCUGUCCGUAUAAACGACAGCAUCAGUGGCGGCGUUAACGAAUGGUCAGACGUUGACCGCCUCCUCACCAGUCAUCACAACCGCUCGGACACGUCGCCUGGCACGUACACCUCUUGCAACUCCAUACCGCCAUCCGCUUCGUCAAAGACCCCCAACGCUUCAAGCUCUGUCGCGGCACUAGAAAACGAGAGCAUGUGCUACUAUAGUGACGGCGAUGGUGUAGGCAGCUCGCCUUCGUCAACGCGCUCAUUUUUUCUAGGCCAAAAGCCUACCCGCAGAGCAAGCCUCAUCAACCUGCUGCAGAGCUACAAGAGCGCCACGUACGCGCCUGCCGCGUGCUCCAGGAUGCUUCCGUAUCUGAAUUCAUCGCUCGGCGCGUUUGUCGGUCCAACUUGA